Molecule: messenger RNA, 1823 nt
Organism: Paramecium primaurelia
Lineage: Eukaryota; Ciliophora; Oligohymenophorea; Peniculida; Parameciidae
Source: the annotation of a GenBank genome assembly
AAAUAAUGAGGCUCAAUAAUAUUAUGAAACUUGCAUUGACUGUUUCUCUGCUAAUCAUUUUUAUGCUAACAGCUUAUUAUUACUGGAAUAAUUCUGAAGAUUGUAAUUUAUACACUAAAUUAGAUGUCUCUAAUAUUUUUCCACCCUAGGUUGAUAAUGAUUUAUCAUUUUUUUCAUAAAGUGUCUGCCAACGUGUCAAAAACACAGAGUUAUUUUAGGGUUGGAAGAAAAUAAAUGAAUAGGCUCUUUAAUUGAACGAGAGAUAUUCUACAGAAUUAUUGAAAAAAGCCGCCUUUGUUAUUGAAUAACUAAAAAAGAACCAAUAAAUAUAUACUUAAUCUUAAGGUUGAUAUAUAAGUAAUUAAAUAUAGGUGAGGGUUAAUAAUUUUAGUAUUACUAAAAAAAUCUAAAAGAGUGUGUAAAUCGAACUAAAAUUUCUAAAUUGGAGUUGGAAGAGAUAAAAAAUAAAACCAAUCAAAUUUUGGAAUAGGAAAACUCUGAAAUUAAAAAAAUAAAUGAAAACAUAUCUGUACACUAAAAUGGAGUAAUAAAAAUAUUUAUCAUUAGUUAAAAGAUUUGAAUAAUUUACAUAGUGAGAAGAGAAUUCAAUUGAAUAUUGUAAUAGAAACCUUGAAAGGCUUGAUAGAUUAAAAAGAAAGGCUUCGUAGAAGUUAUAAGAAUGAAAAAGAAUUAAAGGAUUAUUAAAAAGAAUUAGAACAUGAUAUUAAUAAAAUCAGUGAUAUAAUGUCAUAAUAAGAACUUAAUAUCACAAUUUUCAAAUCAAGGAUUGAAGAGUAGGAAAGCAAAGUUUAAAAAAUUACUAAACGAUUUGAGGUUGUGAAUAAUCAACUUCAAGAUCUUAAAUCUGUAAAAAUUGUUACUAAUUUUUCAGUUAGAAUAAUAUUUUCGUUAAGAUGAUCUCUACAUAAAAGAAGAUGUACCUAUUGUCUAAGUCUUUUCUGAAUACUCUAAUACAUUAAAGGACAGAGCAGAAAACUUGAAAAUCUUAGCUUAAAAAGAAAAAGAUCCAAUUUAAAGACAAAAAAAUCUUGAAGCUUUAACUGAGAUAUAGAAGGCAUUAUAGAUUUCAUCCUAAAUGUAUAAUAGUUUGCUUGAGAUUAAACUUGAAUGUAAUUAAGAUGAUUGCACCAUUGGAACAACAUUAGAAAAUCUAAAAUUAUCUGAUUUAAAAGAAGAAAUCUAAAAAAAAUAAAGUAAUUCUAUAUCUAAUUAUAGCCUAUUAUAAUCAAAUCUACACAGAAAAAUAAUCUAUGGAAUUUAGUUUGUAGCAAUUAAUGUAACAAUUAGAUAAUGAAAAUUCAGCUUACAUGAUCAAUAAAUAAAAAUUAAAUAAACUUAUUGAAAACUAAAAUUUACUUAAUAAAACUAAAAAUCAAUCAGAAGAACUAUCAAAAUUAACUAUAAAAAUAAAUUAAUUGGAAUAAGAAAAAAAUUAACUUUAAGAAGAAGUUGAAAAAUUACUCAAUUAAGCAAAUGAUUAAUAACAUUAGAUAGAUGCAGAAUUUGAAAAAGUCAAUGAUAAAAAGAAAAGAGUAGAAACUUUAUAAGUUGAUAGAAAUUUAUCAAUUAAUGAAAAACAUUAGGAACUUUAUAAAUAAGUUAAAGAAUGUAUUAAGUAAAAAAAAAUAUAUGAUAAUUUUGUUCAAAAAUAAUCCAAUUUGAUAGAGAAAGCUAAUGAAAUCAAAGCAGUUGUUCAAACUGAAGUUAGAUAAAUAGAAUCGAUGCUGAAUGAAUACAAAAUUACUUAUUAAGAUUUGAACCUUCAAUCAAAUAAUGAUUAUGAAAAGAAACAAGAUUUAUGA